Molecule: messenger RNA, 651 nt
Organism: Drosophila erecta
Lineage: Eukaryota; Metazoa; Arthropoda; Insecta; Diptera; Drosophilidae
Exons: 1
Coding region: 92-478 (128 amino acids)
Source: RefSeq, a predicted model, not a curated record
UUUGAAGUUCAUUAUAUUACUAUCCAUUCCUGCGCUACUCAGAAUAAUUCUAGUAAAAAGUCGAAACGAGUCGUUCCAGUUCAUAUUUACAAUGAAUACGAUUGUUGGAGAACUUUUCCGCUUGCUUUCCGUGGCGUCCGGUUUUCUACUCAAUAAACUGUUGUUCUACGGAUUGAUCUUUGGACUGUUGAUCCUCAUUGUGGUUCGUCUUUUCAUGAUGGAGCGCCUUCAACGGCUGAAGGCAAUAAUCUGGAGGAACCUGUCCGAAUAUGAACGCGAUUCUGAGGCAGAGGAUGAAGGCUGCAUAGAUGAUGAGUUCCUAUUCAGGGACCUCAAUCCGGAGCAGAGUGUAGACUUACAUCGCCGGCAGCGCUUGGAGGCAGCAGCUAAAGUAUUGCGAAAGGUGUCCGAUAAGGAGGGAUCCUUUAAGAGCCCCCAGCACAGACGAAAGAAUACUGAGCCUAUAAAAUCGAGAUAAACUAUGGAUAGUCACAGAAGAUAGAGAAUUGUUAAGUAUAGCACACUUGGGGAAUGCAGCUGAAUAUCGAAGUUACAGAACUACUCGUCCUUAAAAAUAACAUACUUGGGGAUGCAGCUGGAUGUUACUGACUUACCAUAACCGAAUAUGCGAACAUAAUGAACUAAAUACAA